Colias croceus (clouded yellow) is the source of this 3564-nucleotide messenger RNA. It is a transcript of the gene PAN2, whose product is annotated as PAN2-PAN3 deadenylation complex catalytic subunit PAN2. Gene Ontology annotation, molecular function: protein binding. The transcript is spliced from 22 exons. Gene Ontology annotation, cellular component: PAN complex; P-body. Bases 186 to 3131 code for a protein of 981 amino acids. The record is from RefSeq and is a predicted model, not a curated record. Lineage: Eukaryota; Metazoa; Arthropoda; Insecta; Lepidoptera; Pieridae. Gene Ontology annotation, biological process: nuclear-transcribed mRNA poly(A) tail shortening.
GACAAUUAUUGACGAAUGCAAUGGAAUUGGAGUAGCGGCUUUACUUAAUAAAAUUAUUAUUAGUUUUCGUAAUUAUGCCAAAAAUAAUGUAAUAAACAGGACAAUUUCAUCUACAGAGUGAUAUUUUUGUAUCUUGAAACAAGUACAGACACUUUUGUCUUAUUAAGUACCCAGAGUUUUUAAUCAUGGCUUACCAUUACUCUGAUAUGGGUAUGACACCAGAUUUAAUGAAUGAACAAUACAUUCCGGAGUAUGCUAGAUCAUACAUGAUCCAAAACCCCGAUGCUGAUUAUGAGGUCCGUAGUUCAGUGCUGGUCGAUGGUGGAGAUAGAUUUGGUGUUUCAGCUGUGACAUUUGAUAAAUUUGAAGAAUUGAUAUGGAUGGGCAAUGCUGGUGGCCAUGUAACAUCAUAUCACGGACCACAGAUGACAAAGUAUACUUCAUUUCAAGUUCACAUGACGGAAGAAAUAAGGGACAUUAUAACCCUUGAGCAGGGUCUAUUCAUAUUGUCUAAAACACAGCUGCGGCAUCAGAUUCGCAGGGGACUGCCUAAACAUACUCACACUUCAGUGAACAUGACCGAAAUGCAGUGUCUCUUCCAACCAAGCCCUACAAAAUUGCUGAUGGGUGGACACCAAGACAAACUCAUUGAUUUUGAUGUCACCAAGAUGACUGAAUCCGUUAUUCCGAUUCCAGAGGACGGUUGUGCCGUACUCCGUAGCGGGGGUGGAUCACUAGUGGCUUGCGGUAGUGCGAACGGAACGGUGUCAUUGCGAGAUCUCAGAACUCCGAUGGUAGCGCAACACACUUUCAAGGCGCAUACCGCGUGCCUGUCCGAUUUGGAUAUGCAAGGGGAUCUGCUUAUUACAUCUGGGUUCGCUCAAUCUGCUACAAUGGCAGUACCAGAACAAUACGUAGUUGUAUGGGACGUGCGUCACCUCAAAGGAACCGGUGCAUGGACGAUCCCCGUUGCUUCACCACCGUUCCUCCUGCACUUCCUACCAGCUAUAUCGGGCAGGGCUCUGGCCAUGUCCAGCGCGGGACACGUGGCCCUGUUGCAUGUGAACGAUAGGAGCGAGUCGGAAAAGCAGUCAGUGUUCCAGGUGGACACACAAGGUUCAUUCUGCAGUGUGAUGGAUGUGUCUGGAACGAGCCAAGCUUUUGUAUUUGGGGAUCAAGCUGGCCAUCUGCAUUUGUUCUCAUCUAAACAUAAUAAUGAGCCAGUUUUCAAUAACUUCUCUCGAGAAACAGAGUUUGCAACACCGGUGAGGUUGCCAUACGCGAGUAUAAACGACCCGUCGUUCAGAUUCUCGUCAGUCCCGCUGCCGCCGCUCACAACUGGCACUAAAUGGUUCCAUGAACUGCCUGAGGAGUUCUUCAAGAAGGUGUUCAGAAAGCCAAAGCCGAUAGAUCCGGAAGUAUUGAAGACCAUGAAAAUGAAAGGACCCAUUGGGUAUGCGCCUAACCCGGGAACAAGACGGCGUAAUGAGUAUCCAUACAUAGAUGAUAAUAUGGAAGACUUGCAUAGAUGCAGACUUCAUGACACCUCAGCGAAUGCAAAACCAAUUCCGAAGGAAUAUCAGAAGUUGGAAAUCAUAUACAACAAGAAUGAACCAAAUGAAGAAUUGGAGAACUGCAAUAGAACUGGCCUGCCGGGCAUUGAAGCCACACUACCUAACUCAUACUGCAAUCCUAUGAUACAGAUCCUGUACAACAUGCCACCAUUGAAGUCGACGCUGAUAGCUCAUACUUGCGCCAAGGAGUUUUGUCUCACUUGUGAAUUAGGUUUCCUAUUCCGAAUGUUAGACACGUCCGGAGGAGCUCCGUGCCAAGCGAAUAACUUCUUACGUGCAUUUCGCACUGUGCCCGAAGCUGCCGCGUUGGGACUUAUACUCCCCGAUCGAGGGACUGAUAGGAAAGUCGAUCUUGUUGCCUUGAUACAGAGUUGGAACAGAUUUAUUCUUCAUCAAAUACAUUACGAGCUUCUGGAAACGCGUAAGAAAGAAAAAGAGCUAGCUAUAUUGGCUCAGAACGCUAGUCCGCCGAAACCGGCAAGAUUAAAGAAUAACCUGAAGAAGCAAAUGAAUGGACAAUUCGAAGAGUACCAGUAUACGGAAUUGGAAUUCCUCGGUCCUUCUGAAUAUGACCACGAAUAUAAGAACGGAUUGGACGAGAAGUGGAAAGAAAAUGGGAUUGAUGAAGGAAGCGUUGGCAUGGAGAAUCUCCAAUGCUCAAUGGACAAAGAACUGUCGAAUCACACAAACUCCGAGAGAGAAGAGUCUGAAAUUUCGAAGCUAUUUGCGAUCGCGCGGCAACAGUUGAAUAGGUGUCUUAAGUGUAAUAAGGAGGAAGAACGCGAGUCCGUAGUACUGGCUUGCGCGCUUCAGUACGCGUCGAGCCGUGACGGCGAGCGCACGUGCGGGUUCCUCGAGCUCGUGCGUGCGUCGCUCUGUGCGAGACGAUCGACUCCCGCGUGGUGUGAACGGUGUUCGAGGUUUACACCUACUACGCAGAGAGGAAGGCUUAUGAGGUUGCCGCCAAUUUUAGCGAUCAAUUGCGGAGGAGUAUCUGCUGAAGAAAAGGCUUAUUGGACGAAGGGACCUCCGAAGGAAAUGAUAGUUGAUCCAAUGAAACGCAGCGGUAACGGAAAACCGUGUCGCUACGGGUUACACUGCGCUCGGCCCGGGUGCAGAUUCAAACAUCCAGAAAGGCCGUCUAGUUCUACGCAGGUUAAUUCAAAGAGCGAGACGCAAGACAUCAACUGUAUCAUUCCGUUGCACUUGCACAUACGGCUGCAAUCUGAUGGUGAUAUUGUUAUUAACGACAAGCUCGAAACGCAAACAGACAAACAGGAUAAACACAAAAAGAAGCCGAAUUGCACGCACUCGGACGCCGAGUACACGUUAACCGCAGUGGUGCUUUGUAUCGAGGAUAAUCCGAAGAAUCUCGUCGCGUAUGUAAGAAUAGCGGACAAGGGAGACGCGAAUUGGUAUCUGUACAAUGAUUUGAGCAUAGUACAAGUAGCAGCGGAAGAAGUGUCCCAAUUCAGCCCGUGGUGGAAGUCCCCAUGCGUGUUGUUCUACACGAGCUCGCGGGUGUUGCACGCGAAGGACAUGAAAACGCUCUCCUAGCUGUUGUUUUACGGGCCGUUCGCUUUUUGCAACGGUCCAGGUGAAGAAGAUGUCAAAUAUAUCCGAUAAAUAUUUGAAACGCUUCUCAAAUGUCCAAUAAGGUUAUUCUUGAUAAGUAUUUAUAAUGCGAGAGCAUUGAUUUUAACAUUUAAGAUAAAGCUCUUUUCCGUUGCAUUUCGAACGAAAUGCUGAAGCUUUCCGAGCUUUGUGUGGUGAAAGAAUGAUUCGAGUUAUAGUUUUAUAUCGUUUAAGAGCUAGCGCGCAAGAGCAACUUUUGUCUCCGCAACUAUUUUGUCUCUCCCAUCAACUCUAUGGACUAAUAAAAGUCUCCCGGGAGCAUUGAGAUAAUAUUACUACGUAUGGAGGAGACACCACGAACAAAAUAUGUGCGCCAUUUUUUGCUCUAAGUUUUAAAAAUUAUUAUAUAGUUAGG